Periophthalmus magnuspinnatus is the source of this 981-nucleotide messenger RNA. Its product is annotated as migration and invasion enhancer 1-like. Gene Ontology annotation, biological process: positive regulation of filopodium assembly; negative regulation of apoptotic process. The transcript is spliced from 4 exons. Lineage: Eukaryota; Metazoa; Chordata; Actinopteri; Gobiiformes; Gobiidae. The record is from RefSeq and is a predicted model, not a curated record.
CUGGGACACAGCGGCUGUUAGCUUCUCUGUGACAGGGAGGCACCAACAAAACUGCAAAAAUGGGCUUUACCGUGCGCGUGGAGUACUGCGGGGGAUGAGGUUACGGGCCCCGCUAUCAGGAGCUCGCCCGGACGGUGAAGGAUGAGUUUCCUGAGGCGGAUGUGUCUGGCUUCGUGGGAAGAAGAAGCAGCUUUGAGAUCGAAAUCAACGGUCAGCUGGUCUUCUCCAAGCUCGAGACGGGCGGCUUCCCCUAUGAGGAUGAUAUCAUGGAUCAAAUCCGAAACGCAGCUUCUGGAAAAAAUGUAAAAAAGAUCACCAAAAGCCGCCCUCCAUGUGUCAUCAUGUAAGCACCCAUCCGUGAGCGGCAGGGCAUCGACGGGCAGCGUCUCCACCAAAUCCGCUUUGCAACGCACCUCCUGACAUGAUCCUGACAUCUACAGAGGCUCCAACUCCCAACACCAUCUGGACUUUUGCCUAUAUUGGAGGAUCAGCCUUUUCUAAUACUAAACCUUGCUCUCUGGCUCCUCUCCCAGUCAACAUCUCGGGACUCUAGGCUGUUAAUGAUUAUAGUAGCUCCAAAUAACAGGGUUACUGUAUGAUGAGUCCAACCUCGAGUCCCUCCUGAUGUGAAUGAAGAAAAGGAGAAGAGAGCAGACAUGCCCUGACGCCUCACUGUUUGUUUCUUUCGCCUAAAACAAAUUUUUGUAUCGUUUUAUCAGAUUGUGGUUAGGAUUUUAUAUAAAGGUAAUGCAACAUGAUGGUAUGUCUGAAAAGACGUGCUCUGUACCUCAGUCUCUCCUACCACUCAAGGCAUUUCUGCAUUUACAUUUUGCAUUUGAAAAAAUCCAGGAAACAUUGAUGUUUGGUUUUGUGUCGCAGAUUAUUAUUAUUUUAACUCUUCAGGUAUGACUGCCACUGUAAAAUCAGGUCACACAUACUGUAAUCUCUUGUGAUUGUUUAAAUAAAUGCCAUAAAUCUUAA